Messenger RNA from Microdochium trichocladiopsis, 1029 nucleotides. RefSeq lists its product as uncharacterized. The transcript has 4 exons. The annotation marks the transcript as partial. Lineage: Eukaryota; Fungi; Ascomycota; Sordariomycetes; Xylariales; Microdochiaceae. The record is from RefSeq and is a predicted model, not a curated record.
UGCUUCGUCAAGGGCGCCGCAGCCUCGCCAUGCCUCACCAACGCCACCUGUCUUUGUACAGAUCCGAUCUUCUUUGCGUCCAUGGAACCCUGCGUACGGUCGAGCUGCAUUAUCGAAGAUGCCCUUCUCGUCAAGAACGCUUCCAAGGCCCGCUGUGGAAUCGAGCCUCACGAUUCCGGGGCUAUGUACACCGAAAUAUCCACGAUCAUGACGUCCAUCGCCAUAUUCUUGGUCCUCGUCCGUAUCAGUUAUAGACAAUGGGUCAUCCGACUGGGCCUCGGUCCUGAUGACUGGACAAUUAUUGCCGUCGCGGCAAGCUGUAUACCGUGUACGGUUAUAAACUCCAGGCUCGCCAUAUUCGGUAUUGGUAGAGAUAUCUGGACUCUAACGCCGAACGAUAUAACGCAGUUCGGUCUGCACUUUUGGAUUAUAACGUUACUCUACUUCGCCGACAUGGCGCUCUUAAAGCUGUCGAUUCUGUUCUUCUUCCUCCGCAUCUUUCCAGAGUUACAAUUUAGGCGGAAAAUGUGGGUCACAAUUGUCGUCGUUAUACUGUAUGGUGUCGCUUUUGUCCUCACAGCGCUAUUUCAGUGCUGGCCCAUCAGUUAUAACUGGACGCGGUGGAACGACACAGCCAACCAAGGGCACUGUGUCAACAACGCAGCGAUUGCGUGGGCAAACGCAGCCGUCGGAAUCGCCCUGGACAUUUGGAUGCUCUAUCUGCCCAUGUCGCAGAUCUCGUCGCUCAAUGCCAGUCUGAAGAAGAAGAUCGCCAUUGGUGCCAUGUUUGUCGUCGGCACCUUUGUCACGGUCGUGUCCAUUGUUAGACUGGCUUCGCUGCUCCAAUUCCGCAGUAGCGACAAUGUGACCUACGAUUACACUGGUGUCUCGCUCUGGUCGACCGUCGAGAUUAGCACAGGCGUGAUCUGUGCAUGCAUGCCGUCGAUGCGCCUCAUCCUCAUCCACUUCUUCCCCAAUAUCUUCGGGACGACGGCGCAGAACAGCGCGGGAACGCCGCAAAACAACCGA